Molecule: messenger RNA, 1626 nt
Organism: Acanthoscelides obtectus
Lineage: Eukaryota; Metazoa; Arthropoda; Insecta; Coleoptera; Chrysomelidae
Source: the annotation of a GenBank genome assembly
GUAAUUUUAUUUAUGCCUUCUCAGAACUCAUUAAGCAGAAUUUUGUACUCCAGCAGUGCGACUAUUAUUUUCAAUAAAAUGCUCAAUAAUUCCGUCAUAUCACGUUUGGUCCAUGUUGCGAGUAGGUCACAAAACCUUCUUGCGUCCGGAAACAAAUGAAAAAUAGGUUUUUGUAGCUGAAUCAUGUUAUAUAUGACGUAUUUCUUGUCAGUUUGAGAGACAUUUUUCGAAUUGUGCCGCGGGCGCAAAUUUUGAUUCCUGCGGGUCUAUAGUAGAAUCGGACCUAAGUAUAUCAAUUUGAUGUUGCUAAGAAUCAUUCAAUCUGAGCCAACGCAACGCCUGUACUAGUAAUACAUCGGUCCACUGCGACGACGCGUUCGGCAUAAGCAGUUCCUUGACUUAUUUUAAGCCGGCUAAGCUGAGCUGGGUCCCCACUUCCGUGACGUAAAGGUCCGCCGAUCCAGAGAUCCAGACUCUGCCGCGUCGAGGCACAAGCACGCAACUACAGCUUUCGAUUUGACUUGACCGCGCGACCGUUCAAGAUGUAAUUUACGAUCACCAAUCACAUCUCAGGUGUUUCGGAUACUCCAAAGAACCUGUUCCAGAUAUCCAGUUUCCAGAAUUAUUUUCGCCUCAUGCGACAGCGAAACCGAUUUGUGAUAAUUUAUUCCAGUUAUAAAGAACGUACCUUCUGCUUAAGAUGUCUCCAACAGCAACUUUGAUAUCCCAGCCAGCCACUCUGUCCAACCCUCUGACGUCACUCAGGAACAGGCAGCAGGAAUACGGCAGCUCAAACUCAGCUAACUCUUUGUUCACCUCUUACCCUACGACUAACUGGUAUCAGUACCACAGUUCGGAUCAGUAUCAGCCGAAACUGCUAAAUUCUCCAUGGUCACCUCCGUUUCCAACAACCCAGUAUUCGUACAACAUCUACAACCAGUUAAGUCCGACCCUGUGCGACCCUUUGGCAGACAUCGUUGAACAGUUUGCUGACCUGACUUUGGACAGGAGGCCGCUGAUAGUACCACCUCCCUCCUAUUUGUGUCAUCUCUGCUUCCAGAAGGGGCACUAUAUCAGGGAUUGUCCACAGGCUCGUCCUAGAGGGGAAGGCAAAACUCCCUACCAAGGAAGGAAGCGAUGCUUUGGAGAAUACAAAUGUCCAAAAUGCAAGAGGAAAUGGAUGUCAGGAAACUCAUGGUCUAAUAUGGGCCAGGAAUGUAUCAAGUGUCAUAUAAAUGUAUUUCCACAUAAACAGAGACCUUUAGAAAAACCUGAUGGCUUGGACGUCUCGGAUCAAUCGAAAGUCCAUCCACAACACUUGUGCCAAAAAUGCAAAGAAUUGGGGUAUUACUGUAGAAGAGUACAAUGAAGACCAAAUUCAUCUUUAUUUUAUUAUUUUCAAGUAUUAUAUUUUUUAUAUUUUAUUUUCCUAUUUUCAUUACGAUUAAUUUUAUGUCACAUUUUUAUAUUUUGUACAAAAGAAUAUUUUUUAUUUCUGUUUAAAAGUAUAACGAAUGAAGAGUACUUAAAUGACUUAUUGCAUAAUGUAUUUAUGUACGUUAUCAUAAUUUUGUAAAUGUUAUGUUGUAUGUAACGUAUAUAUAAAUUUACUAUAUGACUUGUUUA